ACGUAAAACUACAUUUUCUUUUUCUGCUAUCUGUAAUAAUCGAUAAAAACUGAAAAAAUAUAUUCAAGUCUAUACCUCGAUGUCUCGUAAAAGAUCUGAAAUUUGUUUAUUUUUGUUAUGUAGAGUGUUGACAAGCUCCUUGUGUUGCUCCUUGAUAGUCUCAGAUACAUCCGAUUGAUUGUCUUCUUGGUUAAUCACUUGUAAUUCAUUGAUCAAACGACUCCUUUCUUGUUCUAAAUUUGCAACCUUUUUUUGAAGCUAAAAAUCAAAUAAGUCAGAAAUUACUUGAGCAUCUAUUGAGAAAAUACUUUGUCAAGUUCAGUUAAAUUCUUUUCAUUUAAACGGACUUGUUUCUUGUAUUUACUCUUCAAUUCCAAAUAUUUUUGCUCUAAACCUACAAUAACAAAAUUGUAUCAUGUCUUAUUAUUAAUAAAAAAUAAGAAAUACUCUCAAACUCCAAAGAACUCGAUUUACGCGACUUCGAACUUCUUGCGUCUGUAUCCGAUUCCAAUUUCUUGGUAUCUUCUUCACCUUGUUGCGUAGCCAAUUCGUCCAAUUUAUGUAAUAAAAUUUCCACUUGUUCCCCUUUAUAUUUUAAAACUUCCUGACUCACUUUAAUGAGUCUUACACAUUUUUUUAAAUCCAAAUCUUCACCGUCACAGUUAUACCACGUCACUGUAUUAUACAAAUCAUCUUUUUCUUCUUCAGUAAAAUCUUCAGGAGAGCGUGAAAACAAAUAUUCCCAAUCCAUUGUCACGGAUGACUAACAGUCAUAUCACGGUAGAGCUUUGACUUGUUUAUACCAAGUUGCUAGGUGUUUUCCAUACAAACAAAUAAAAUUUUUGGAGGGAAAAUUGACUUUUGUGUCAACUUAAGAAUAAUGUACUGUGUUUUACAAUAUAUUGACUACCUUAAUUUCAAACGAUUCAGAGAUACUUCUUCGGCAACUGUAACAAGUUUGCAGUCUUCAGAUGAAGAAAUAGUUAAUUCGACAUUGUAUUUUAACCCUAACUGUACUUUACAAUUAAUCUUGGAUUAUAUUUGUAUUGAAGCACAUUUAAAUGUGGAUGGUACUAAUUAUGAUUUGUGCAAUGGAGAUGGUGAUCUUUUGGGUAUAAAAGAUUACAAACCGAAUGCUAGUGGACUCACUAUUUUUCAUCGGAGAGAAACUUAUUUUCUUGUGAUGAUUAAGAGAAAUGACAGUGGUACCACAAUUGAAGAAAUAACACCGCUUCUAAAUCCUCAAAGUACGGCUUAUCAAAAUUUAAUUAAAAAUAUGAAUAAAAAGUUGAACAAGAAGAGGAACUCUUUUGCGAAGAGACGCAGUAAUAGCAGCAAACACAGUAUAACUCCCUCCCAAAGCUCAAACACUAGCACUAUAAAUAAUUCAAAAAAAAAGAUUUAGUGCUAAAAUUUAAAAAAUAGAUUUAUUAACUAAAUUGACUAGUACACAACACAUUCACAAUUUACUCUUAGUUUCAAACUCCUUCUCCCAAACUUUCAAGUCUGGCACUUUCAAAUUCGUCGAUUUUCCAUGUCUUCCUACACCGGCAACAAAUCUUUUAGCCCCCGCGAUAGAUUCAGUCCUCACCACUUUAACUCCAUUCUCUUGUUCAUAUUUCAAAAGAUCUAAAUACGCUGAAUUGAAAGCCGCAUUAUAUGUUGAAUUUCUAUCAGUCAGCAAACACUCCUGAGGAAAUUUGACUAGCGAAUUCGCGAGUUGGAUUGCUUGUCCCAGGGCUAGUACAAAAAUUAAAACAUUUACCACUAAGAGCUCGCAAUUACCUGUCCCACAUGCCACAAUCCUGUUUGCUACACCCCACUCAAAGGCUUCUUUGGCAUUAAGAGAGCGCCCUGUGAGGAUUAAAUCUAACGCUCUUGAUAGCCCAACCAUUGCUUGAAGUCUCACUGUGCCCCCGUCGAUUAAAGGAACACCAAACCGUCUACAGUACACCCCCAAAACUGCAGUUUCCUCCAUGACCCGCAAAUCGCACAUUAGAGCCAACUCCAAGCCGCCCGCAACAGCGUAUCCGCUUAUGGCAGCUACCAUUGGUUUUUUUAUGAAACGUAAAGUUGGGCCCUGGAAUAAAAAAUAAGAAAAAUGGGCAUAUAGCAGCGUGAGUUUUACCAUCUGGCCUUGAGGGUUAAAUGUGGUGUCAGAGUUGUCCAUUUGAGAUAGGGAGUUUAGGUCGUAACCGGCACAGAAGUUGCCCCCUGUCCCGUAUAAAACAGCAGCUUUGACUGUGUUAUCAUUUUCAAAAUCUUCAAUAGAGUUACGGAGUAAAGUGGCUGUGCUGGGAUCAACACAGUUUCGUUUCUCUGGCCGGUUUAUACCAAUGGUAACGAUUUCUCCAAUUUUUUCGGUUAAAACCGCUAAGUUUAGAAGUUAGGUUAUGAUCAUUGAUUUCAAGUUCACUUACUUUGGGGGUUAUUGCUGUAUCGUCGCAUUAUAAUUGAAGAAAUUUUUGUUGCCAUCAGAGUGUAUUUUCAUUGAUUUAAGUGUACUUUAACCAAAAUAUAUCAGCAACCUUGAAAGCCAGAAACCAGAUCACAUAACCUCAAUUUAUCUUCACACAAUAGAAUAAUAUUACGAAAUCUUUAUUUAGAAUAACGAAUUACAAAAAGUUUAUUAUUUAUCUUCCUUAAGGACAUGUUUCUUUCUUUCUGGCUCAUAAGGCACCUCCCCAGGUUUAGAAUGAGCCCUUCUGUUAGCUUCUUUCCUUUUACCCUUCUCUUUAAUUGUCCUAAGUUCAUUUUGUGCGUUAUAAAUGUGUUUAGGGACAUGUCUAUGUCGUGCUAUUCUUCGUACUUUUGGAUGUGUUGCAUACUUUUCUUUGAGAGCUUCACUGUAAUUGAGAGCAGCUCUUUCUCUAGGUUUGAGCUGCAAAACAAACUGAAUUAGAGACCAACAUUAUUAAUUACUAAUUGACGUACUGGUCCUAACUUCUCAGAUGCUCUUGCUUUCCAUAUCCUAAUAUUCAUUUCAUCUGAUCCACUUAAGAUAUAUUUGUUAUCAAGGGUCCAUUGUACACAAGUAAGACGUUGUAUGCGUUUUGUGUGGUAGAUUUCCCUGGAAUGGCCUUUGUUUGUUUCAAAUAUCCUGACUGUUUUAUCAUAGCUUCCACUAACAAAUUCUCUACCAGUGGGGGCAUAAUCUAUACUGGUUACAGCCCCAACAUGAUCCAUAUGGACAUUCACAGGCCGAUUUAAA
Molecule: messenger RNA, 3211 nt
Organism: Tribolium madens (black flour beetle)
Lineage: Eukaryota; Metazoa; Arthropoda; Insecta; Coleoptera; Tenebrionidae
Exons: 4
Coding region: 881-1405 (174 amino acids)
Source: RefSeq, a predicted model, not a curated record